This is a messenger RNA of Henningerozyma blattae CBS 6284, 363 nucleotides long. RefSeq names its product Med11p (gene MED11). Gene Ontology annotation, molecular function: transcription coregulator activity. The record is from RefSeq and is a predicted model, not a curated record. Lineage: Eukaryota; Fungi; Ascomycota; Saccharomycetes; Saccharomycetales; Saccharomycetaceae. Gene Ontology annotation, cellular component: mediator complex. The coding region runs from base 1 to 363 and encodes 120 amino acids. The transcript has a single exon. Gene Ontology annotation, biological process: regulation of transcription by RNA polymerase II.
AUGCAGCCAAAAAAUGUUCAGGAACGUUUAGAAUCUUUGAAUGCCAUAGAUGCUCGUCUUUGUGCUAUGACUGACCGUGCUGCUGAAGUUGUUACCACUUUUAGUGAAUUGAAGCGAGGAAACGAAAGCUUGAAACCAACUUUCCAGCAAAAUAUAAAAAACUUUUAUGCUGAUCUGCAAGAAAUUUCACGUCAAUUACACGAAGAAUUACGUGUUCUAGACGAAAAUAUUGGGACUACUCUAUUACCUAUUGUUGUUAAAAAGAAAGCUUUGGGUCAAGACGAUGAUAAGCUACGCGAACAAUUAUCUCUUUUGGAGGAAGUACUAGAAGAAAACAAAGAAACUGGAUCUCUUGCUGCUUAA